CGCUUCAAUGCACGUUUUUCCCCUCAUUCUUUUCAGCCACUAUAUAAAUAAGGAUCUUCAAAAAAGAUAUAAAAUACUCCAGUAUCUUCUUCUUUAUUUUUUCUACUUUCUUUUUUCUGUUCUUUUUUAUUUUUUGAAAUGCCAUAUCAAACAACUGCUGCGCCAUCAGGCGAACCAAUCAAAAUGACAAUCUCCGAAAGAAGAGCCACUUACCCAUUACAAGAACGAAUAAAAAUAUAUAACCCAGAUACAAUGGCACGAAAAUUAAACCAACUGGAGAAGCAACCGACAAAACUGGUGGUUCACGGUGUUAAUAUUUUAAAUAAAAUGAGUAUCGAUAGCGACACAGCCAUGAGUAGAAUUAAACAAAGGAGAGAAACGCAUAAUAGAGUCGAAAGAAGAAGGAGAGAUAACUUGAACACAUUAGUGAACGAACUAUCGGAUCUAGUGCCUAGAUCAUGUAUAGAAAAAAGUGGAGGCGAAAAAUGCCAUAGGGCCAAAGUGUUACGUUAUGCAAUCGAAUAUAUUAAGACUAUACAAGGAGAAAACUCUCAAAUGCGAGAACAAUUGGGUAUUAUUUCCCCUGGUGUCGUAGUUGAAACAAGUAAUACAUCCUAUUGUUCUGAAUCCUCAUCUUCGUCGUCCGAAGAUUCCGACACCCCUGCCCAUUCAAAAGAACACGGUUACACCAUACUGUAAAAAUAAGCAUUUUUUUACACAUAUAAUAAAGAU
Messenger RNA from Mucor mucedo, 732 nucleotides. RefSeq lists its product as uncharacterized. NCBI's taxonomy places the organism in Eukaryota, Fungi, Mucoromycota, Mucoromycetes, Mucorales, Mucoraceae. The transcript is spliced from 2 exons. Gene Ontology annotation, molecular function: DNA-binding transcription factor activity, RNA polymerase II-specific; RNA polymerase II cis-regulatory region sequence-specific DNA binding; protein dimerization activity. Gene Ontology annotation, biological process: regulation of transcription by RNA polymerase II. The record is from RefSeq and is a predicted model, not a curated record. Bases 139 to 699 code for a protein of 186 amino acids.